Ordospora pajunii is the source of this 1035-nucleotide messenger RNA. Its product is annotated as protein kinase. Gene Ontology annotation, molecular function: ATP binding; protein serine/threonine kinase activity. Gene Ontology annotation, cellular component: nucleus. The transcript has a single exon. The coding region runs from base 1 to 1035 and encodes 344 amino acids. Gene Ontology annotation, biological process: mitotic DNA damage checkpoint signaling; protein phosphorylation. The record is from RefSeq and is a predicted model, not a curated record. NCBI's taxonomy places the organism in Eukaryota, Fungi, Microsporidia, Ordosporidae.
AUGGCAUACGAACAGAUCCCUGCUGCCGACAUCAGGCACAUCAUGUUCAUUGCACAGAAAUACACGCCGAUUGAAAAGGUCGGGGAGGGCUCGUUCAGUGUUGUGUACAAGGCGCUCGACACAGAGUCGGGCAGGCAUGUUGCAAUCAAGGCAAUAACAAAAACAAGCUCACCAGCACGCAUUCUUGAGGAGUUGAUGUUCCUGAAGGCGCUUGGCGGAAAGAAAAACUGCAUGGGGCUGCUCGGGUGCUUCAGACAAGAGGACCAGGUUGUUGCUGUGUCGCCGUACUUCGAGUCGAUCGAUUUCAGGGAGUUCAUCUCUAGCGCCAGCAUCAUGGAUAUCAAGAGGUACAUGUACAAUCUGCUGGUGGCAAUAGAGCAUGUGCACAGCAACAACAUCAUACACAGGGACCUGAAGCCCAGCAACUUUCUGUACAACAGGGAUACUGGGAAGGGGAUGCUGAUAGACUUUGGAUUAGCACAGCACGAGGAGCAGAAGAGCAAGAUCAGGGCCGAGGAGCAGAAGAAGACACAGGCUCCGCAGCUAUUUUUCCACACGGUGGUUUCGAAGGCAAGGCCGCCUGGAUGCUACGAGGGAGACAGCAGACCGCAGAUGAAGGCGGCAAGGGCAGGGACACGUGGGUUCCGUGCGCCAGAGGUGCUGUUCCGGUAUGGGCAGCAGACGAGAGCAAUAGACAUGUGGUCUGCAGGGGUGGUGUUUCUGACUAUGCUGAGUGGGCAGUAUCCGUUUUUCUACUCGAGCGACGACAUUGAUUCGAUGGUGGAGCUGGCAACGAUAUAUGGGCAUGGAGAGAUGCGGAAGGCAGCAAGGUUCUAUGGAAGGACAUGGAGGUCGAAUGUGGAGACAAUACCUGAGGAGCGGGUGCGGUUUGAGACAAUAAUUGAGUGUCUGAAUCCAUGGCCAGAGGUUGGGAGCGACGGAUAUGAUCUUCUGUACAGGAUGCUUGAUCUGUAUGCAACGACGAGGAUUAGUUCAUCUGAUGCGUUGAGGCAUCCGUUCUUCGAUGGGAUGUGA